Messenger RNA from Xenopus laevis (African clawed frog), 983 nucleotides. RefSeq names its product retinoic acid receptor responder protein 2-like. The transcript has 5 exons. Bases 254 to 691 code for a protein of 145 amino acids. NCBI's taxonomy places the organism in Eukaryota, Metazoa, Chordata, Amphibia, Anura, Pipidae. The record is from RefSeq and is a predicted model, not a curated record.
CAGAGACAGACAGAGGGAGCAGAGACAACCAGAGGGAACAGAGACAGACAGUGGGAACAGAGACAGACAGUGGGAAUAGAGACAGACAGUGGGAAUAGAGACAGACAGAGGGAAUAGAGACAGACAGAGGAAACAGAGACAGACAGAGGAACAGAGACAGACAGAGGGAGCAGAGACAACCAGAGGGAAUAGAGACAGACAGAGGGAACAGAGACAGACAGGGUAACUGGGAUCAGAGCAGACACACAUAAGGAUGGAAUUGGGCAGAACAUGGUGUUUGCUGGUGGCCGUGGGGCUCAUUGUGGCAUCAGAGGGGCAAGUACCAAUGUCUGAGUUGUCGGACCUACAGAACAAGGCUGUGGCUCUGGCAGCAGAGGAUUUGCACAGCAAGAAGAACAUCAACAACCGAUUCCAGGUCUUCUCUAUACUGGAAGCAACAGAAGAAUACUACAGCGCUGGCAUUUUCGUGCGCUUGAACAUAAUGAAGAGACAGACCAACUGCCCCAAGAAACACUGGAACGAGGGGAAAGAGUGCAGCGCUGUGAAUGGAGGGAGAGUGUUCGACUGUUACAUCUGCAUCAAGUAUCAGUAUGGCAGUCACGCCCUCCUCUCCAGCUUCAUCGACUGUGUACUGAGCCGCCAUGUCAAUACGGAUCGGAGACACAAGCGCUCACAGCAGUGCAAGUCGUGAAGAAUAAGAACGAGACGGAAUCUCCUCUGACUGGAGCCACGAGUUUCUUAAAGUCGCACAACUGAACUUUCUCUCCAUUAUUUAGCCAGUGUCUGGAAGAGAAAUCAUGUGACUGCCGGAUAUUUGUUCUCACUCAUCUCACAUCGCACAGAGAAUUCUCCCCUCCUAUCCCUGGGUUGGAAUGAAUGGGAAUUGGCCGGACACUGUGACUGUAAAUGAUAGAGCUAAUGCCCAGGCUCUAGGGAAUAAUAUGUUUAUGUAUCACAGCUGAUUUGUAUGGUAUAUACAGUAU